Molecule: messenger RNA, 7484 nt
Organism: Chrysemys picta bellii (western painted turtle)
Lineage: Eukaryota; Metazoa; Chordata; Testudines; Emydidae
Gene: HNF1A
Product: HNF1 homeobox A
Biological process (GO): positive regulation of DNA-templated transcription; insulin secretion; pancreas development
Cellular component (GO): nucleus
Molecular function (GO): RNA polymerase II cis-regulatory region sequence-specific DNA binding; DNA-binding transcription factor activity, RNA polymerase II-specific
Source: RefSeq, a predicted model, not a curated record
GCUGAAGUCCAAAGUUCAGUAACUUGCUAAGCACACGGAUAAAUAUGAACCUUGGAGAAUUUACACUGCUCCAAUGUAAACAGAUAGCCAAGGGUCCCUUUAUCAGCACUGGCUCAGGACAGUCGUGGGGGGUCUGAAGUGGCUCAUUUUUGUAUUUUGUUUUUUGGGGGGGUGCAAAGGGGGAAUCUAUGCCAUUCCCACUCUGCUGACAGUCGGGCGUGUUACCUCAGGAACAUGGUGUAGGGAAGGCUGAAGGCAGAACGUGCUGAAACUCAAAUCCAAGGGACACCAGACUGAAGACCAUGGUCUCUAAGCUGAGUCAUCUUCAGGUGGAGCUGCUGGGAGCACUGCUGGAGUCAGGGCUAACCAAGGAGACCCUGAUCAAAGCGCUCGGGGAAGUGGACCCCUACGCCCUCCAGAGUGAAAGCCAGCGUGCCAUCAGUGCCAUCCAGGCAGAAAAAGGGGAACCCUGUGCUGAAAUUCCCAAUCUGCCCAAUGGGAUGGAGGAAUCCAGGAUGUCCGAGGAGGAAACCUCUGACGAUGGGGAGGAAUUCACCCCUCCAAUAAUGAAGGAGCUGGAAAACCUGAGUCCAGAGGAGGCUGCUCACCAGAAGGCUGUGGUGGAGAGACUAUUACAAGAGGAUCCCUGGAGAGUAGCAAAAAUGGUGAAAUCCUACCUCCAGCAGCACAACAUCCCUCAAAGGGAGGUGGUGGACACUACGGGUUUAAAUCAGUCUCACCUCUCACAGCACCUCAACAAAGGCACACCCAUGAAGACCCAGAAGAGAGCUGCCCUCUACACCUGGUAUGUCCGCAAGCAGCGAGAGGUGGCCCAGCAGUUCACCCAUGCUGGUCAGGGACUCGUGGCAGAGGAGCCCAUGGGAGAUGACCUGCCCACCAAGAAAGGGAGAAGAAACCGCUUUAAGUGGGGUCCUGCCUCACAACAGAUCCUAUUCCAAGCUUACGAGAGACAGAAGAACCCGAGCAAGGAGGAGAGAGAAGCAUUGGUGGAGGAGUGCAACAGGGCAGAGUGCAUUCAGCGUGGCGUCUCCCCAUCCCAGGCCCAAGGUCUGGGCUCAAACCUGGUCACCGAGGUGAGAGUUUAUAACUGGUUCGCCAACCGUAGGAAGGAGGAGGCUUUUCGGCACAAGCUAGCCAUGGAUACCUACAGUGGGCCGCAGCCCAGUUCUGCUCCCCCACUGACCUCUCACAACUCUUCCUCCCUUCAGCCAACGCCUGCUAUCUCGCCAAGCAAAGUCCAUGAUCAGCCUCAUCUGUGGGAACCAAGUCUCUCCUUUUCUGACAUAGGAAUGAGGUACAACCAGCAGCCAGCCAAUGAGGCAGAGUCUUCCAGCAGCAAUCAUCAUGGGAACAGUUCCAUGGUGACCACCCAAACCAUUCUUCAUCAGGUCUCUCCCCCUGGACUGGAGCCAAGCCAGAACCUGUUGAGCACAGACACUAAGCUGAUCUCUGCUCAUGGGGGACCUCUCCCUCCUGUCAGCACCCUGACCGCUUUACACAGCCUAGAGCAAAAUCCACACACCUUGAGCCAGCAAACCCAGAAUCUAAUCAUGACAUCACUGCCUGGUGUUAUGGCAAUUGGAGCUGGUGAGACCUCAUCCCUGGCACCAGCAUUCACCAACACAGGGGCCUCCACCCUGGUAAUAGGCCUAGCCUCCACCCAAGCCCAGAGUGUUCCUGUGAUAAACAGCAUGGGAAGCAGCCUUACUACCCUUCAGCCUGUCCAGUUCUCCCAGCAGCUCCACCCAUCUUACCAGCAGCCCAUCAUGCAGCAGGUCCAGAGCCACAUCAAUCAGAGCCCCUUCAUGGCCACCAUGGCCCAGAUACAGAGCCCCCAUGCUCUCUACAGCCACAAGUCUGAAGUGGCCCAAUACGCACAUACUGGCCUUUUACCCCAGACCAUGGUGAUAACAGAUACAGCAAAUCUCAGUGCCCUGACUAACCUGACACCAACCAAACAGGUGUUUACAUCUGAAUCAGAGACCCAUACGGAGUCCGGGAUCCACACGUCAGUGUCACAGACACCAACAAUACAUUUACAGAACCAAGACACAACCAUUCAGCACCUUCAGGCAGGCCAUCGCCUCACCCCAAGCCCAGCUGUCUCCUCUAGCAGCCUGGUGCUGUACCACAGCUCUGACUCCACCAACAGCCACAGCCACUUGCUGCCAUCUACUCACAGCGUUAUUGAGACCUUCAUCCCCACACAGAUGGCAUCCUCCACUCAGUAACCAUGGUGAACAGUUCACAGGCAACUGCCAUGACUGAGCCGUCAGGAGCACCUCCGUCUGUGUUUGUGAUUCACUGUCACUGCUGCCUUCCACAGGGAAGAGAGUGCCUGGCCCGGAGGCCUCCAGCCCCUCUCCACUGCCUUGUGUAAAGUCCUCACCCUCAUCCAAACACAACACGGGAAGAGGGUUUUCUUGAACACAAAGCUAUGAGCACACAUCCAGAGCGGAUGACAAAGGACAGGGCUGACACCACUAGCUUCCACUGCCAAAGGGAACAAUGGCCAACACAGAGACCAGAAAUUAAGGACUUCCACCAGGAUAAGAGUCUGAAUGGUCUAUGGCAAAAUUACAAAGGGAUAGCUGGAAUUUUCAUUCUUCUUAACCUUAGCUGGGCUGCAUAUACGUAAACCUGCCAAUUCCACAGCAAGUCCUGCAGGAAAGAGCAGAGCAGAGCUGAGCCGCUAACGGCAGGUGAGCAUCGCUUAAACACCCACCACUGCUGCAAACAGACAGAUGGAAACUGAAUGAGACAGAAACUUUUCUUGGGGCAGACAGUACAAGAGCCCGAAUACUGGCCCUGCAACUAAAAGACGCUGAGAAACAGAGCCAGGGAUGACAUGAGAACUAUCCUCUAAUUACAGAACCACUAACUAAAAGCUUGCCAUUUCUUUAACUUAAAAGGGACACUGUCAAUUUAUUUAGGUUUAGAAAUAUGACUUCCACUAGGCCAGGGCUGUUUUAGGGUAAGAGGCCUGAGUAUUUUCAAUGGUUCUACUUUGUUUUAAAUUCAGAAAUUAAAGGUGAGGAGAAAGGAAAGGAAUGUUUAGUUCUCCACAUCAGCAGGCUUGAUUCUUGGUCUCUCACACCCCUCACAGGGUGGUCAGUGGAGCCAGUGCGGUCAGCAUUUGGGAUGGGGAGAGAGAAAGAACUGGCUCAACAUAAUACAUCUGAAAAUAAUGUUUCAGAAACAAGGCUCUUUAAGCCCUGCCCCUCAUGUUACACCAUUGCCCCUUCUAACAGAGAUUGUGUGUGUGUGUAUUGGUCUCUCUCACAUGUAUCAGAUCUACUCUGUAAAGAUCUCCACACAGGUGGAUUGUUUUUGUAUAAAUAUAGUGUAACCACACCCUUAAUUUUUAGCCUUUCACUGUGUGCCUGAUGCUACAGCCCUCACUCCUGUGAAUAACCCCUCAGAUUUCCAUGGAUCUAUUUGUAUAAGUGAACGCUUUGAGUCCAGGGGCCCUAAUUAUAAAUGCUUCUAGUAAUUCCUCUUCUUCCUUGUUGCUUAUACGUUCAUAUCACUGCUGAGCUGCAAACAAACAUAGGAGAAGCCAUAAUAAACUUCUUUCUGGGGUUCUAAUGGAGCUGAAGCUAUCAAUUUACACUGUAGAGGGGACAAAACCCAAUGAGGGGAAAAUAUGAUCAAGCCUCUAAAAGGAUAAGAAACAAUGGAGAAUAAAAGAAACUAUACAAAUAAGUUGACAGUGUCCCUAUAGCCACCAUGUCUGAUGAUUGCAAACAUAUAGAUGUAAAUUGGUGCCAGUAUGCAGAAGACUUUUUCCCUGGACUCUGAUAUUAUGAGCUAUUAGAGCCUAAUUUCAGUAACUGAAAAUCUCAGUGGAAUUUGUCUCUAGGACUGAUGCCCCUCUCCACUCUGUGUUAUCCUGUAAAUUUAUUUAACUUUCAGUAAACUGAAAGAAAACCAUUUGAGACUGUUGUAUAUUUAUCCUCUUUACAGUAUAAGCAAAGUCAAAUUUAUGAGGAAUCCAGAAAAAGUUUUAAAAGUCGCAUGAUUUUCAGAAGUUAAAAUUACUCAUAAUUGUAACGAUGGCCAUAAGGCAUGUGAUUUCUGUUGGUGUACUUGGUUAAUUCACAGGCCGAUUUUCAAAAUACUUUUGCAGUUUAGAUGCCUGCAGGGCAUUUCCUUAUGUGAAAAAUAUCAGGGUUCUUGCACAAAAUGUGGGUGACUCCCAGGACCCUACAAGGAGCAAUAUUUUCUCACUUUAGCAUCUUGAGUUCCUCCACCCAUCCAAAUAUUAGGUCUUUCCCUGAAAUCUCAGAGCUGCAGGCCUCUAUUAGGAAAGUAAAAACAAUACUGAAAACUACCAAAAACUGCUGCUGCAUCUCAGAGACACAACACACACCUGGCUGGUCAAAUAAGGACUUAAAUGCAAUUACUGCCAUGCUGGGCUCAAAGGCACCUAUUUCUGGCAGUUCUACAGCAGCAUCAAAUAGCUACAGACAAUUGUGCAACUAAAGCCUCUAAUGAUGUGCAAUACCUCUGUUAGCUGUGCCAAUCCUAAUGGAAGAAGAUGGCAGUUGUGCAUAAGACAUUAUAUUAAAUGAGACUAGGAGGCAUUUAUUGUUAUUGAAUUCUACUGCACACUGGCAGAUGUAAUACCAUGAAAAUAAAGCAUCGAGGGCGACAGUUUGGAAAGAAACACCUGCUUAUAACAAUGAAGUGACACCAUUGCACAAUCUUUUUAUAAUUCUGCAGAGAGGUGUAUAUUCCAUGGGAAUUAGUAACAUGGCAGGUUUCGGUAACAUACUUCUGGUGAUUAUAGGAGAGGUAGGUGGGUCCCCAAGAUUUGCCAGGAUAUUUGUGGGUGAGUCAGUCUCUCUCACAGCCUGGAGCUGUUUCUCCCAUGGUUCUGGCAGCACGUGUUGGGAGAGGUGAAGUAGGAAAUGAUUCUCUGCCACCAUCUCCACCAAAAUCAGUUUAUCACACACGUGCACUAGCUCCAGGGCACAGAAUUUGGGCUGGAUACACAGAAGGAUCAGACCAGGACAGAGGUGACUCUCAAUAUGUCCUUGUAUCGCCCAAAUCCUUCAGUGCAAGGUCUGCAUAACCAGCAAUCCAAGUAAUUGGUUUGUGAUGGAAUGGAAAAAGGGGAGUUCCCCAAGGGAUGCCCCAACAAGGGCAGUCACUUAAACUCUUACUCCUUUGACUCCCCUAAAACAGAAGCUUUGCCAAUUGUUUCCCCACAUUUCCAGUAGAGGACAAUGUGCAGGAACUACCUUUGUUAACUUUUCACCAUCCUUCUUCCAUCCUGACUACAUAUGUGGUUCAUAGAACGGAAUCAUCAUUCGCUUCUUUUCUGGUAAUCUUUUUCUUCUUCUUCACUACUCUGGGCAACGUUGUGUCCUCUAUACAUUUGCCUUCUUGCCUCUUGCACUUUCUAUCAAUCGACGAUAGAGUCUCGUUGCUGAUCUGGUCACCUCCUUCUGUCUUCUGUUCACUAUUAUGCUCUCCUUUAGCUUUCUUCUUCCUUUUCUUUUUCUUUUUCUGGUUGUGCUCUGUACACUCCUGCUUGUGAACCUGGCUGGAAUCCGGAGGCAUCACAGAAAAAGCACUUUGCUUCAAGAUAUCUGCUGCUGACACAGCAGCCUCUUGGUAUCUCUGCCAUUCCUGGUCACUGUCCAGCUCACUGGAAGGGUUGCAAGCAAAGUGGGAGGUAAGUAUGUUACACUUUCAUCCUGAAUUCACCCAAAGCACAGACUCUGAGAUUAGCAUAAUCUUGAUAAAUGUAAUGGCUUUGUGACUCAAAAACGUAUUCCAGUGACCGCUUAACCAGUGUGUACUCCAAGCUGCCCUUUAAUAUGUAUUAUGUGCAUUGGAAAAAUUAAUGCAAGUUAAAAUCCCUAGUUUCCCUGCACUAGGAAAAAUAUUUUUCCAAAGUCAAAUGUAAAAGGAAUCUCUGAAACACAGCACUGAAUAUUUUUAGGAACAAAGUAGCAGACUAACACCUCACCUAGAACUGGUAGGUCGUCGCCUCCUGGCUGAGAGCGGAGGUUUGGAUUUCCCACAAUCUCCUGGAACAGAUGAAGAGAAUAGGCGAAAGCCUAAGAAACACAAAAAGGAACAGGGGGAAAUAAAUGACUAAAAUCAUUUGCUAGCCUAAGAUAUAAAACAGAGUCAGCAGCAGCAGCUAACAGCAAUCCAAGUAUGAGGCAACAGUGAUGUCAACCCUCACAUGGAAUUUACGUUGGCCUGAAGAACUAGAAGGUGUUAAUUAAGCUUUCUGCACUAUUACAUGAAGAUAACCCCUGCUGAUAUUAAAGACAGAGUGCAGUAGAAGGACUUCUUGUUAAUCUAGAGCGCUGUAUGAGCUAAUACCAGAUAGAAUUCAUUACAUUUGUGCCAGUGGAGAGCUAUUAGAUGGGUGCUGACAACAGUGACUGUGCUUGGAACUCACCAUCAUCUUCAGAGUCAGCUGUUUGCAUGGAAGUCCAUACAGGACCUGAUGAAUCCUCCAAGACAGUGAUGUAGCUAGAAGGAAGACCACAGUCUGAAUUUAGGAAAGGAAACAAGGAUUCGAUUUUAUGCAGCCAGGCUAAGUUUAAGAAGUUGGAAAUGUUAAACAAGAUUAAAGUGAGCAGUUAAGUAACUUUUACUCAGUGGGUUCAUUUCAAUUUUUUUUUACUUUCAGAACUAUCUCCACAGAGCAUGGCCAUUUCAUUCAGAAACAUGGCACAUAGAAACUACUCACAUGCAACAGUCCAAGCAGCCAACCCACAUUGCAUUCUAGGCCCAUUAGUUCCCAUGGGCCAUACUUCCACAUUAAAGAAGGGCAGCAGCAAUCUGCAAUUAGGUGAAGCCUUUGAACACCUACCAAGAUGCCCGCACAGCUCUCAGUUAGGCUGAAUUUGUUUGUUGUAUGGAUAAGUUGAAAAAAAGAUCACACACGUGGACUGGGAAAUUUCCUGAACAGAUUCAAAGCCUGGCCAUAAAUGGAGGUGGCUCUGAUGAAUCUCAAUCCUGUCUAUUCCCUUCCCAACACAGAACACUGAGCACUGAAGCUAACAAGAAAGGCUCUGCAGAACACACCAGGUCUACAUUAUCAAUGGGAGAAUAGGACAUGGGUCAGUUCACGAGCAUUAGGAGCUCAGUCACAAGCCAGCAGUAUGCACAGGGAUGUAGGAAACAAGAAGAGAAACAAUCUUUCCUCAAAAUACAAGAUGUUUCCCAUAGAAAAAGAUGUAUUUAACUCUUCAAUGAUUCCCAUUUCUACCACUCAAGGGUAUUGACACUGCUCUUGCAAGGGAAGGAUCUGACUAAGGCUUAUUUAAUCUCAUAAGGCUGUGCUUUGGUACUGGUUACCUGUCUAACAUUGCUCCCAGUUUCUUUGCAACAUGUGCUCUGAACUCUGGUGUGGUCUGUAAUUCGUUGCCAUCUCUGUCAUGGUCAUUCACCUUCUGUCUGUUUGAAAUAAAAACAAUGUGUGAUCUCCUUCA